Patiria miniata (bat star) is the source of this 5340-nucleotide messenger RNA. Its product is annotated as zinc metalloproteinase nas-8-like. Bases 2774 to 4306 code for a protein of 510 amino acids. Gene Ontology annotation, biological process: proteolysis. The transcript is spliced from 6 exons. Lineage: Eukaryota; Metazoa; Echinodermata; Asteroidea; Valvatida; Asterinidae. Gene Ontology annotation, molecular function: zinc ion binding; metalloendopeptidase activity. The record is from RefSeq and is a predicted model, not a curated record.
CUGUAAUUGAAAAAGAGGCCUUGGUAUGGGUUUUUUUUUUCUCCCGGACGCCUUGAACUAAACCUCGACACUGAAAUGGGAAUUAAAAUGCUGUCCAAAAUAGUAUGAGACAAUGAACUAGGUGUUUAUCAACAUACCCUUGAAUCCUUUUGGGUUUAUAUUAAGACUUGUUGGAAUGCAUUGCAUGCCCUUGGUCAUAACCAAGACCUUGACUUACAAGUCAUUUUGACGUCAGAGGUGUUUUAUAUUUAACUAGUUAUAAUUAAUCAUUUGUGUUUGUAUAUGUACUCAUUAUGUUGACAUGAUUUGUGUUGUGAAAGAGAAUUUUAUGAGGGUAUACUACAGCUCGAACAAAAUCAAACCGGUAUUCAGUAAAAGAAAAGUUUUGUCCACAAACUUAGAAAGUGAAAAAUGACGGUUGUGAAGUUUUGAUAUGCACCUAGAAAUUUGGGCGACAAUUAUUGCCUAACUUUCCGAAACCGUAUGCGUGAACUGAUCCUUGAGAGGGUACUGGCUAUUAAGCGUGUCAUUGAUAAUAGUGAUGCAGUGUUUUUCAUCCUUGGGGGAGGAUUAACUGCUAUCGUAUGAAGCCAAGCAAGUAACUUUUUUUGUCCCAAAUGACGCCCGGUAAUUCUUCCCCAGUAGUAACGUUGAUGAUCACGAAUUGAUCAUUGUAGCGCACCGCACCCCAGUGACUAAACGUAUAACCUGAAUCAUGAUAAUUGUCUGGCCAAACCGAUAAUUGUUUUGUGAGAAAAAGUUCUGGAAAGAACUCGUGUGCUUGCAACUGGCUGUACUGGUCAGUGAAACCGCAAUCCAAGCUCUCCAACAACAAAACUUUUUCGUCAAGUUUUGAAAGGAUACGAUUCAGCCACAUGUACAUGUAUUCUUUUUUUCGCGGAUGCAGUUUUCCCCUGUGUGGUUAUAACUUCCCGAGAAUCGUGACGUCAUUUGACGCAAGCUCUCUUGUGAACAACCAUCCGCAGGAAACGCACAAAUAAGAAUGAAAUGCCAACUUUUCAAAAUCCUUUUUUAAAACUUCCCACAACUUGACCGAUUGGUGUCAUCAUUGGGCAACAUUAGUUGUGUACGAUUUUCCACAUGACAAAUUUGACUAAAGCCAACUGAAAAGGCAGAAGUACUGUGAUGUGAAGCGGGAAUAAGCUUUAUGUGCACAUGUGAUCCGUUAAAUAGUUCUUUCAAAUCGUUUAAUCAACCGGCGAUGAUUUAUCGCUUUCCGGUCCUUGAUUCCUGUGAAAUUGGUCAUACAUCACUCCUCACUAUGCAGUUUCCUGAUUGGGCUUGUUAAUUGAAUCGCGAUAAAUCAUUGGAGUGAGGUAGAUGGCAGUCGGGAUUGAAGGGUCGAGUGUGCAGGUAAAACUGGGAUUAUUUCGAGCAGCGCUAGGAAACUCGGAGACCGUUUACAUCUUCACAUGCAGCAUAAACGCUGUUGCAGCUUUGAGCAUCAACGCGCGCCGGUAUAGCGCUUCUUCACAAACCAACACAGACAUCAGAGUGUCCUCGUUCAUAAUAAGUACUGUUCCUUGUGAGUUCUUAUACGCUCUCGGCAAGUUGUCUGCUUUUUUCGCAAUAAUCCCGCUAUUUGACGCAACUCCUUGCCGAAGGGGGUAACUAGACUGCGAUUAUACAAAAAAGAACGAGGCUAGAAAAACAUGCGACUCAUAGACGAGUUACAGUCCAAAGUGGGAGAUUAUGUGACACUUCAAUGAGACUAAUUACUAACUUCUUGACACACAAAUUCAGAUAGCUUCCGGCCCAGUAGGGUGCACACUCUGUCCAAUCAUGAAUGGGCAAGAAACUAUUAUUGAAAACUUGAUGGCGCUGAUACGGUGCCUUUGUGGCUGUGACCGAGGCCAAAAAGUUGUAAAAUUGUCGAGAAUGACCUUAAAAGUUAAUCUUACUUCUUUCUUCAUUACAUUACAGUAAUCUUUCCAAAUUAACAGUAAUUCUACUCGAACAGAAUAGUGUUAAUCACUGUAAGUGGUGCUAGAAGUCAAUAGCUGAGAUUUUCAAGGACCAAACAUUAUGAGAUUUGGGGCCUUCUUAUGAAAAUACCGUUCGGUGACUGUUGACGAACUUCACACUGGUAUGGUAGAAGGGGAAGGUAUUUUUCAACACCCAAGGUCUGCCGGUGAUAAAGGGCAGAUCCUAAGGUCAGCUCUCGCUGUUCAAACACCUGUCAACAUUCAGCAUACAACAUCAGCCGGACCCCGUUCAGUCAGAUGUGCAUAAAUAGCGGGAUCGGCAGUGGACGUCAUCAGUACGGGCGUGUUGGAUUUCCGGACUUGGCGAUCUUUAUUAAACCCCGUGAAGUAGUUUGAAGACUUUUAGUCCUGUGGAUUUUUUUUUCUGCUUUUACGUAAACAACUUGGUAGUUUGAACUUGACGAAAUUGGAUCUAAAACCUCUUAUGGAUGAUAUUGGUUCUAACUGUGAAAUCUGCGUAUGUCGUCUGACGAAAUAAAUUGGGACCAAUUUUUGCGCUUCCACGGCAACCCGUAAUAAUACCAUUCCAAGUGGAUUACACACCGAUCACUCCCCACUGGAAACAAAAGUGCUCCUGACCACAUUGUCUUGUACACGCUGCUUCGUAGAAAAAUCCUGCAGUUUUACGUUACAAAAACACCAUCCGUCCAGUCGUUUCCUUCUGUUUAGUCUGACCACCUACACCAACUUCCUAGUUCGGUAACUUCCGUUCCUGUGAGCUGCUCAAAAGUACAAGCACAAAGUUCCUUGCUCAGUACAACGUGUACAUGAACAUACGAUUUUGUUUUCAUCUCGCGGACAUAAUUAUUCUAACGUGGAGUAUUAUUCGUCAAGGAUUCAGCUUGCUCGGCGCAAACAUGGAGCCAACCCUUCUCUUUCCGAAAUCGAAAUCAGAGUCGUCGUUAAAACUAUCAUCAGUACUUUUAUGUCUACUUGGCGCAUUUGUUUUCAUUGACGUAACUCACGCACGACCGUUGUGUGGAGGCAAGCCAAGUAAAUCUGACACUGAAGAUGCCACGUUUUCUCCGGGAGUGGAGGGCGGCGAGGCGCGCUUGGAGUCAUCCUCGAGGGGGCCAGAGGCGUUGGUUGACCAGGAGGAACCGCUGGAGAACAGGAGGAGCUCACCGGGGACCGAUGGAAGAAGGCCGUGGGAAAUAAACGAAGGUUUGUGCCCUCCACCACUGGCCCACCUGUGUACCAUCACUAUACCGGGACCAAGCGGUGGAACUCAACAGGCCUUCGUCACGCCAUUCUUCGAGGGAGAUAUCAUCUUAGAUCCAGGCACACGUCGCAAUCUCGGCCUGGCCAACAUGCUGCAGCGGGCCGAUAGUACGAUGCAGCGGCGGGCCAUGCGCAACCAUCGCACCCGUGCGCGGUCCGCUAGUGUGCGUACCACGCGGGCCGUGGUCAGGCCCACGGUCCAGCGCUGGCCGGACGGGAUCAUACCGUACAUCAUCAGUGAUGAUUUCGCCCCAGACACAGCCAAGUUGAUCCGAAACGCCUUGAGGCACUGGGAGAGACAAACCUGUCUAGAGUUCAGAGAGAAGAAAGCUAAAGACCAAGAUUAUCUCCACUUUGCUUAUUACCCUGGUUGUUGGUCGUAUGUUGGGAGGCAGGGAGGGGAGCAGAUCAUCUCUAUGGGGCCAGGCUGUGCCGUCUUUGGUACCAUUGUCCACGAGAUUGGCCAUGCCGUCGGCUUCUGGCACGAACAGAGCCGGCGCGAUCGUAAUAAGUACAUCAACAUCAUGUACAAGAACAUCGUACCGGGCACGGAAGAAAACUUUGGCCAGAUAGACCCUGCUAACGUCACCAGCCUGGGCUUCCCCUACGACUAUGAGAGCAUCAUGCACUACGCUUCCAACGCCUUCACGGCAAACGGCCAGCCUACCAUCAAGAUCAAAAAGAUUGGCAGGAAACUCGGGUUCCGCCUGGGUCAGCAGGGAGGGUUGAGCCCGCUGGACGUGGCACAGGUCCGGGCAAUGUACGGCUGUAACCAGAAGAAAAUGGCCCAGGAGACAACAGAAGAGUGUACAGUCAGCAAGCACGGUGACGGCCGAAAAUACAGAGGCACACGCGACUACACGGUGUCCGGGGCCACCUGCCAAAAGUGGAACUCGCAGUGGCCUCACAAGCAGGAAUACUGGAAGGAGGAACCGGCCAGGAACGAGAAACAAGGCCUAGGGGACCACAACUACUGCCGCAACCCCUCCGGCAAGAUGGAACGACCCUGGUGCUUCACCACGCUCAAGAAGACGCGGUGGGAGUACUGCGACGUCAAGAUUUGCGACAGGGAGACGUGAAGAAUUGUAGUGUGAAUCUUGAAUCAUGGUUUAGAUGCAGCUGGAGUGGUACUACAUACUGUACAGUACUUCGGGUGAAAUUGUUGACUUCUUUGAAAGUUUUAGAACACUGGAGAAAUUAAAAAGAAUUUGCAGAAAUGGGUUAGGGAGGUUGGAGGGUAACAUUUUCCCAUAGGUUUUAGAAAAACUUCUUUGAAAGUUUUAGAACACUGGAGAAAUUAAAAAGAAAUUAAUAAGAAUUUGCAGAAAUGGGCUAGGGAAGUUGGAGGGUAACACUUUCCCAUAGAUUUCAGAAAGAUUUAUGUAAAUUCGUUGCAUUGUUCUUAUACAUGUAUCUUGCAGAGUUUGUAGUCAAGUAUUAUCACAAGCCCAGUCUCGGGUAACAGGGGGUGAAGAAUAACUAAAGAAUGCUUUCGUCAAGUUGAUUGGCAAAGCUUGUGACAUGUCUGUAGGACUUACGUGCCAUGACUUGAGGCUACAAUUCUGACAUAUUAUGUAUAUUGUUCUUCUCUACUUCUUGUAUCAUGGUUGUGUUUGAUAUUUUGAUGUAUAAUGCGAUCAACAUUUUAAGAUGUAUUUAAUUGUUUGUGUUACAUGUAUUUCAUUUUGCUGCCAUAUCAGUUAACUUGCCGUUUUUAGUUUUUGAUCAGGACUGUAAUGAAUUAACACUUUGCAUUCAGAAUCAAAAUAAAAUAUGUACAGGAAUAUCAGAUAUUUCUCUUUUACAUUGCAUUAUAUAGAUAUUUAUUUUAAAAGAAAAAGGUGUUACAACAGCAUACCUGGAAAACCUUACAAGGUCAAUUCUUUUUUCCAAAUUUUGUAUGUACAUAAUAUCUACAUGAAUUAUCACUAGUUAUUUACAAAGCAUUUUUUGACGUUCUUUUUGUUAAGUUGCUGCCUUAGAUCUUAUUACUACAUGUAUUUAUUUUGUAACAUUAGUUUUCAUGUACACCUCAACUAUUAUUUAUAAUGAACUUUGUGAAAUAAUCUAGAAAACCAAUAAAUUAAUGUCAUAAUGUGCUUUCUGCACCGCC